AGGAGUCCUAAUGUCAACUCCUACCUUAUCGACCCCAGAGCCCCCAGCUGACCAUCCUCCCGACCCUGCCGUUAUUGCCGAGGGUGAGGCCACGAGCCCCGACACACAACUCCAAUCUGUUGGCUGCCCUCAACAUUCAUCACGGCCUAACUUCCCACAGGGAGAUCCUGCCUUUACUCCCUAUGCAGCUAUGUAUGACCUCAUGUCUACUAAACGGGAUACAGAGCCUUCUGAACUUCCUCCUCAGGAGUCACGGAUCCCUAUCGAUGCUACGGAGAGCUUUCCAAUCAGCAGCGAUGCAUUUGAAGGACGCAUCGUUGUGAUACAUCGUCCUCCUGACCCAAAUAGUCCUUUCCCCUAUUAUGGGUAUAUGGGUAAGAAGCGGAGACGUUGGGAGCUCCGAUGGCAAGGACGGUUCAAGAUAAAGCCAAGCUCGGCAUUGUUUUUUGGAAUAGAGGCAACACAGCCUCUCCCCGAGCUGGGAUUCGUUGCGAAGUCUGGGAUACGUCUCGUUCUAUCAAUCGCCACACGCUUGGCAGCUGCUAGAGGGACUAUGUUGUUGACAAACUACCCCAACUCUGAUCCAUCGAGGAAUACUUUUUUCACCUUUCCUCUAGUCAGUGCCGAUACAUGUAUUGUAUCGGACUUGGACACACCUCCUAAUCAGCUUCCCGAUAUCACUGCCGACAAAGCCCUCACAGGCAAAGUGACCCAUGACUACUUGUUUGACACCGAGCAUAUCUAUACUUUUUGCUAUUAUUCGAUGUACAUAGACUUUGUGACUUGGGAUUUACGCAACCUACCCGUUGUCAGUGGUACGUCCUUGUGUACGUUCACUGGUCAUCAACCUAUCCAUGUUAUCAUCAAGGAUCAAGAAGAUGACUAUUUUAUGGACGUGCUUAUAGCGCACAGAUGCCUCUCCCCAGUGUGGGCAGAUUAUAUCGUGCCUGAUGAGUCAACAGGAGUACUCAGUCUGACGAAGCGUAUGUCAAGUUCCACUGAUAGUAUGGAAUUUGUCAGUUGUCACUCAUACUCAUGGGAGGAUGGUAGUGGCUCCUCCUCCUCAUCAUCAAAUGAGGUUGUAUCGGUUGUGGAAGUUGUAGAUGUUAUUGACAAGAAAGGGGACAAUGGCAAGACUGAUAAGGUUCUGGUUACUCGUAAGGUGAAGAUGCGCAAGCGUGACGUCGUGCUCAGUCCUUUCCGUCUUGCUAAGAAGGCUUGGUCACGAGCGUUCAUGCCAUGUUAUCCUGGGCGUCCUAGUGGGAUGCGUAGAUCUCGUUCCUUGAGUAUGCUUGGAACAGUAUCCGAGCCUCGACCCGUGAAGCAUCAUCAACACGAUGAUAAUAAUGAUAGUGGCAACGGUAAAGUCACAAAUCGUCGAGUAUCCGAUAACACUGAUAAUGUGAGCCGCCGACAUCAUGCAGCGUCAUCACCGAGUAAGGCACGAUCUCCUGGUAAAUCGUCCAAGAGUAAGCGGUCGUGAUCCGUCGUAGGGACUCACUACUAUGGAUACCUCUUGAUUCUUCGCUGCCGCUUUCUUCCCUGUGUUGACCCUCUACAACAUAUCGUAGCAAUUUGUGUCACCAUCAUCAUCGAAAUGACUUCACUUUCG
Messenger RNA from Perkinsus marinus ATCC 50983, 1612 nucleotides. RefSeq lists its product as hypothetical. Lineage: Eukaryota; Perkinsozoa; Perkinsida; Perkinsidae. The transcript is spliced from 16 exons. Bases 11 to 1483 code for a protein of 490 amino acids. The record is from RefSeq and is a predicted model, not a curated record.